UCCUAAACUCCCAUUGCUCUUUCUUCAUUUGAAUCCUUUCUUGCAGCUCGUCUGUUUAUGUAAAAACCUAGACUGUCACUGACAGAGAUGGAGAGAGAUGACUAUGUGUUUAUGAAGAUAAGAGACGCUACUACUGCUAUCAACCAGAAAGUUAAUCUGAUCGGUGUCGUUGUCGAGUUCGGUUUCCCUAAGAAGACCAGCGGCACUGAUUGCUUUUGUAAGCUAAAAAUAGUUGAUGAAUCUCAUCCAAAAGCUGGGAUUUGGGUUAAUGUUUUUGCUCCAACCAUGGAAAUGCUACCUCAUGUUGGAUUAGCUGGGGACAUAAUUCAGCUUUCACGUGUCAUGAUGAAAACAUUCAAGCAGGAAAUAUAUGCUGUUUUCAAUAAAAAGUUCUCUUCCUUUGCCCUAUACAAGGGGAAAGAUGAUGAAGAUUUCGUUCCCUACCAAUAUUCUUCAAGAUUUUGCCAGAGAGAACAAGACAAGGAGUUUAUAGCUGGUUUGAGAAGAUGGUUGGUUGAUUUUAAAUUUGAGGAAGGGUCAGAUAACUUCUCCUUCUUGAGAGAGAUCAAGGAAGGUGCACGUGUUAAUUUAGCUUGCAAGAUUCUCCACACCAGUGAAAUCAAUAAAGAUGAGUUGAUGCUAUAUGUUUGGGAUGGAACUGAUACUCCACCGGCCAGUAUUCAUAAGAAGCUAGAGGAAGAAAGAGAUAAUCAGCUUGCUCUACAGUUGGAGCCCUUUCCUCUGUCAAGAAGCAUACUGUGCAUGUUUCCUACUGUUGGAACUGUCUUUCGAGUGGUCCUAGACAAAGCCAUGGAAAAGUAUGUUCUGCACUCACUAAAAAUUGGUGAAUGGGUAAAACUUUUGGAUUUACGCUGUGAAGUAAAUGCUGGAUUAUGGUUUGGUGUCUUGAAAUCCGAUACGAAGCUUCAAUAUAUACCGAAAGAAGAUGAUCUCAUAUUAAGUCUUGAAAGCAAAUAUAAUGAGCGAUUGUCAUUACAAUGGGGGCGGUUGCCCUACUGGUGCUUCCCUUGGCAUUCACGACUCACAGAUGUUGAUGCUGAUGCUGAUCAUGCACCAUUCCUCACGUUAAUGGAUGUUCUCACUUAUUCAGAGGUAACAGCAAAAUUUAAGUGUGUGGCUCGGGUUGUGGCAUCAUUUCCAUGGCGAGCAGAAGAUUUCCGUUCUCCCAGUGGGAUUUACAGAAUUAGGUUUACCCUAGAGGAUCCAACUGCCAGAAUCCAUGCUUAUGUGUAUGGUGAAGAUGGGGAGAGGCUAUUUGAUGGUUAUCCCUCUGUUGAUGACUUGAGGAAGAAGCGAGACAAAUUGUUGGGAUUAGCAGGGAGUAACAAUCAACAGGAAAGUGAGAAUGCUCCUAGAAAUCCACCAUGGGUGCAAAUUUGUCUUAAAUCUUACUACCUUGAUAAGCAGAAACCAUGGGAAACCAGGAACUACAGAAUAUUUGGCACCCAAAUAGUCAGCUAGUUGACUCAAUGACUAACGCAUAAUGUUACUGUAAGUUUAUAAUACUAGUUGUACGCCCUAGUGCUAUAACUGUUAGGUUAUCUAAAUGUUCAGAUCUUACAACUAAAAAACUAGUAAUAUAUGGUUAAUAUUGUAAGCUUGAAGUUAUUAAAUAUACCCCUU
This is a messenger RNA of Carica papaya (papaya), 1644 nucleotides long. RefSeq names its product Nucleic acid-binding, OB-fold-like protein (gene ATPOT1B). The record is from RefSeq and is a predicted model, not a curated record. Gene Ontology annotation, biological process: regulation of telomere maintenance via telomerase; telomere capping. Gene Ontology annotation, molecular function: G-rich strand telomeric DNA binding; telomerase inhibitor activity. Gene Ontology annotation, cellular component: nuclear telomere cap complex; chromosome, telomeric region. Lineage: Eukaryota; Viridiplantae; Streptophyta; Magnoliopsida; Brassicales; Caricaceae.